GCUGGAGGGGGUCCGGCAGAGGAGGCAGUCUUCUCGGCGGGGGCGAGCUGACGAGUGCUGGUCGGAGAGAGAGAGUCGGGCUGCGGGAGGACCUGCUUCAUGUCCCCGCACUUUAAACACAAAUGAACCCAGACGUGGAGGAACUCGUGAGAAGAAAGAUCUGGACGAGGUUCUCUUUGGACGACAAGCCUCCAGUCGGCAGAGGAUCUUUUGUAUUUCCUCACUGAGGACAUUUUGGAUUUUUUUUUUACUUCUCUACCAUUAAGUGCUCACCAGCGGGGAUUAUUUAACCACUGCCUUCGUUUAUGUUGUUUUCUUUUAAGAUUCAUUUAACGUUUUAAUGUAAGUUGAGCCACUUUUGUAGCGCUGUUCUUUGAAAAAUUAACCAUUUUGGUCAGCAUUUGUCGCUCUUUUGAGUGAGCUAGAUUAGCUAGCUGCUAGCCUAGCUAAAACCGUUCGCAGUAGCCUCUUCUCAGCGGACUAAUGUCCACCUGUCCGCGUAAAGUUUGACUGGAAUCGUCUCACCUGGACUGUGGACAUCACAGGUGGACAGAGUUACGUCAGGAAACAUCCAGAGAAGAAAGUUGUCGCCGCUGGCUCUUUACCAGCCGUCCAGGUGCUUGAGUCCUAAAUGACAAGUGCCUGAGGAUGUCGAAGCGGAGCUUCUUCGUUCGCCUGGUGCCGUGCCGCUGCUUGCGGGGCGAGGAGGAGGCGGUAACGUCACUCGACUACUCCCACUGCAGCCUGGAAACGGUUCCCAAGGAGAUCUUUAGCUUUGAGAAGACGCUGCAGGAGCUCUACCUCGAUGCCAACCAGAUUGAAGAGCUGCCUAAACAACUGUUCAACUGCCAGCUUCUUCAGCGACUGAGCAUGCCAGAUAAUGACUUGACCGUCUUGCCGGGGGGGAUCGCUAACCUCAUCAAUCUCAGGGAGCUUGACGUCAGCAAAAACAGUAUCCAGGAGUUUCCAGAGAAUAUCAAGAACUGCAAAGUGCUAACUAUUGUGGAGGCCAGUGUGAAUCCCAUCUCCAAGCUCCCUGAAGGCUUCACCCAACUCAUGAGCCUGACCCAGCUCUACUUGAACGAUGCCUUCCUGGAGUUUCUACCAGCCAGCUUUGGCAGGCUGACUAAGCUGCAGAUCCUGGAGCUGAGAGAGAACCAGCUGAAGAUGUUGCCAAAAAGCAUGCAGAAGCUCACACAGUUGGAGAGGUUGGACCUAGGCAGCAACGAGUUCACUGAAGUGCCUGAGGUGAUGGAGCAGCUGACUGGAAUCAAGGAGCUCUGGAUGGAUGGAAACAGACUGACCUUCUUACCAGGGAUGCUGGGCAUGCUUAAACAGCUUGUCUACCUGGACGUCUCCAAGAACAACUUAGAGAUGGUGGACGAGCAAAUCUGUGGCUGCGAGAGUCUGCAGGAUCUGUUGCUCUCCAACAACGCUCUGACGCAGCUGCCCGGCUCCAUCGGCUCGCUGAAGAAACUGACGGCUCUGAAGGUGGAUGAGAACCAGCUGAUGUACUUGCCUGACUCCAUUGGAGGGCUGACCUGUCUGGAUGAACUGGACUGCAGCUUCAACGAGAUCGAAGCCCUGCCAUCGUCCAUCGGCCAGUGCGUCAGCAUUCGCACCUUCGCUGCAGAUCACAACUUCCUCAGCCAGCUUCCCCCAGACAUGGGCAACUGGAAGAGCGCAACAGUGCUGUUCCUACAUUCCAACAAGCUGGAGUCGCUGCCGGAGGAGAUGGGCGACAUGCAGAAACUGAAGGUCAUCAAUCUGAGCAACAACAAGUUGAGGAACCUCCCCUACAGUUUCACUAAACUGAGCCAGAUGACAGCAAUGUGGCUGUCUGAAAACCAGUCCAAACCCCUGAUCCCACUGCAGAAAGAAGAGGAUCCAGAGACUCAGAAAACUGUGCUGACCAACUACAUGUUCCCGCAGCAGACCAGGACAGAGGACUACAUUCCCAACUCUGACUCUGAGAGCUUCAAUCCAACCCUGUGGGAGGAGCAACGCAAACACAAAGCUCAGGUGGCCUUUGAGUGCGACGAGGACAAAGACGAGAGGGAAACACCUCCCAGAGAGGGCAACCUGAAGCGCUACCCCACGCCGUAUCCAGACGAGCUGAAGAACAUGGUGAAGACGGCCCAGUCGGUGGCGCACAGGCUCAAGGAGGACGAGUCCAGCGAUGAGUCUGGAAAGGACCCCAAACCCGUUGAGAGGAACCACAUUGGUGUGCAGGACGUGGGAGUGAAGGUGAUAGAGGCGCCCUGUCCUAACGGCCUGGUGUCUGAAGCGGAGUCCAAAGCAUGCAACAUCACAUUCACAAUCCCCAACCCUCCAGAACCAGCAUCCAAGGACACGUCUGAGUCUUUCAGCUCCCAGCAUGUCCCACUCAAGUUGUCCGAGGGCUCCAUGAUGAACCACGAGGACACGCUGGAGGACUCUGAGGAGCUGUCUGAUGAAGAGGAGGAGAUGAAGAUUGCCGAGAUGAGGCCGCCUCUCAUUGAGAUCUCCAUCAACCAGCCCAAGGUGGUGACGCUAAGUAAGGACAAGAAAGAUGACGGCAAGGAUGCGGACUCCCUGCUCGACGACACGGUGGCCAACAGCAACCAGAACAACAGCAACUGCUCAUCGCCGUCACGCAUGUCGGACUCUGUGUCUCUGACCACCGACAGCAGUCAGGACAACUCCCUGUGCACCCCUGAGAGGGAGGCAAAGAUGCCCUUCCUGCCAAAAAGCAGGCAAGAAGAUGAGAACAUGAACCCGUCCAAAGACACCAGCAGCCUCCUUCAUAACGGCAAUGGCUCUGAAACGUCUCUCCAGGCGCUGCUGAGGGGCCAGCAGACUGCCACUGACCCGGCGGGCGACUAUGACCUGUCCGUGGAGGCCAGACUGGCCUUCAUCGAGAGGGGAUUGAACAACGGCAUGGAGGACGGCUACACCAAGUGGGACAAGAUCAACAUGAACGUGUCAAACCUGCCCACAGACAACAUGGUACAGCUAGAUCCUCACAAUGGUUCACUGGGACAGGAGGAAGUUGACGCCAAGCAGGGUUUUGAUAACAUGCACCAUUUCCAGAACGGAAACCAGCAGGUCAUGUCCUCAGCUGGCAUGACAGCCAGCGGUGAGAUGUCUCGCAGCAACGAGGAGCUGUCUCCUGAGAAGAGGCGCCACCCGCCUCAGGUGACCAAGUCUCAGAGUGUCAGCAACAUAGAAACGGGGGGCAUGAAGCUGUACUCGUUUGACAGCGAUGGCGACACCGCUGCAGAGGCGAGGAUGGUGAGCGGUGGCCCCGGGCCCAGUCAGAGCUCCAUGGCUCAGGGCCAGAGCAUCGUGAGGAGCAAGUCAGCCUCCCUGCUCAACGAUCAGCCUCUUCAAGUCUACCCGAGCUCUCACGCCUCCUCCUCAGACUUGCUGUCUUCCUCAAAGGUUGCCACCAGCACCAGCAGAUACCCAGCCCCCUCCAGCAUGGCCAUGGGCGCCCCCCCUCCCCAGUACAAUGUGCAGUACACAAGCAGCGCCAUGCCCAAAGAGGGGAUGUGGGCCCAGAGGACGCCUAUGCCUCCAGAAUACCAAGGCUACCUCCCCCCUGCUGCCCACUCACUCGCUAACACCAACUACUCCAACCGCAAUCAGGCCCCCCCCUACCCGCUGCAGCCCCAGCACAGGGGGGCCCCCAUGGGAUCCCAACCACAUGGAGACAUUUGGGCCAAGGAGAGGCUUCAGUCUACCAGCAGCCAGUCCAGCGGGGGCACUCUACAGCGGCAGAGCAGCACCGCCUCCGUGGGCGAGGGCAGACGCAUGCAGCUGCCUGAGGGCGACUACCUGACCUACAGGGACAUCCACACGCUCGCCAGGGGCCCGCUGGCCAUGAGCCAGGCAGCACAAAGGCCCAUCUCGGCCCGCACUUACAGCAUCGACAUCGCCGCUCCAGCCAGGCCUCCCAACUCCAGGCCGCCUCCCCACGAGCUUCCAGAGAGGACCAUGUCAGUCAGCGACUUCCACUACCAGCAAGGCAGCCCCAACAAGAGGCCCAAUGUUAGGGUGAAGUCGGAGCACUCCCUCCUGGACGGGCCCGGGCUGGUGUCUGGGGGGCCGGGAAGGGUGCCGAUGGACUGGAGGGACCAGGUGAUGCGGCACAUUGAGGCCAAGAAAAUGGAAAAGGAGGAUGUGUUUGGACCGCCAGGUCAGCAAAGCUACACCAUGGACUCCCGCAGAAAAGUGCCUCUGAUGAACGGACAGAUGAGCUCAUGCGCUCGUCCCCACAUCAGCCAGGCGUCCAUGGCCCGCCACCCCUCCAGAGAGCAGCUCAUUGAUUACUUGAUGCUCAAAGUUUCCCAGCAGGGACCCCCUCGGGCGCCGCACGAGGCGCCGCAGCACGAGAUCCAUGUGAAGGUGGAGAAAAAUCCAGAACUCGGUUUCAGUAUAUCCGGAGGAGUGGGAGGUCGUGGGAACCCCUUUCGUCCAGAUGACAAUGGGAUCUUUGUGACAAGGGUCCAACCUGAGGGUCCGGCUUCCAAGAUUCUUCAGCCUGGUGAUAAAAUCAUCCAAGCAAAUGGAUACAGCUUUGUGAAUAUCGACCAUGGGAACGCCGUGUCCCUCCUCAAGACGUUUGCCAACACUGUGGAUCUGACAAUCGUGAGGGACGUCCAAGCGUAGAUGAGACUGAAAACGGGAGAUGUUAUUUUUAUAGAUCCGUGGGCACCUGUCGGGACUAUUUGUGGUAGCUGAAACGGGAGAAUGCCACUUGAAUGUAAGCAGGUCGACGCGGCCAACAUCAGCCAACGGGCCGUCACUGUGCUUUCUAUUUUUAUACAAAAACAGCUGAAGAGUGAGCUCCCCCCUCAUGCAGAUACUCCCACGUUCCACCACUCAUCACCAUGACCACUAGGGGGCAGGGCUCUCCCCCCCUUCAUCUUUUGAUUUGAAACCUCUGCAAUUUACGGUGGACAGUGUCAUGCGCUUGUGGAGCGGAGACGGAAGUGGAUGAAGGCGAUGCUUGAGAACCUGCGAACACCUCGCGCCCUGUCCGGCCACGUUCCUGUCGUACCUCAGAAGAAUCCUCGGCCCCACCGUUGGAUUUCAGCUUCUCAGACCAGGAGAGUUCAAAGUAGACGGUCGGAGAGAUGCUCAGCCUUAAAUGCGCUGGAGACGUUUGUCUUUCCUUCUUCUACAUGACCAAAGCAAGUGUGCACAUUUGGGAUGGGGAGGAUUCCGGAAGGCUCCUUGAGUAAGAACAGGUCAACAUUUCAUGUUUUUGUUUUUAUUUAAGGCGGCCAUCAUGUGGAGUCACACUUUAACUUGGGAGACCACCACUCUUUGCCUUUUUUUUUUUUUUUAAAGUCCAUUUCUGUUCAUUUUAGUUUUUUCGGUGUGGGAGAAGCAAGUGCCAUACUGACCUUGAACUGUUUGACCUGGGGAUGACCUUUGAACCCAGCACCACCAAGCAAUAGUCAAAUUUGCAGCUUCCAGGCUUCGAAGCAAUAAAGCCUUGUUAGUCGCCCCCUCCAAAAAUCACAGAGACAACAUUAGAUUGUUUUUAAACCCUUUUAGAGACACCUGAUUUUACAUGAUUUUUUUUAUAUCAAAAAGUUUUGUAAUGAAAUGGCACAUGAUAUAUAUAUAUAUGUGUGUGUGUAUACAAUAGUGUGAGGAGUCUCUGUGUAAAUGUUUAUCACUUAGUUCAAAGUCCGAAUGAUUUUAUUCAUUCACCCAUCAGCCGCAUGAAUCGAGUCCUUGGUUCCAAUCCAGUCAGACAUUUGUGAGCACAUAGAAAAAGUUUAUGCAGUCAAAGUUGGACAAGUAAUAAAUAACAGAAACUGUUUAUAAACAAAGCCACUUGAUUCAAGAUUUUUCCUUUUUGGGCAAAUGGUGAUUUAAUGUGCAGUUUUCAAGGUGUUCCUUGUUUGUUGGUGAUUCUGAUUUGUAUUCAAUGACAGCUUGUCUUUGUAGACAAUCUUAAGAGUUUGUUUUCUUCUUCCAUGUUAAUCUGUUUCUGAUUAUCACGUCUUAUUUAUUUUGCAGGCUCCUGUCUCGUUUUUUUUUUUUUUCUUAGACAUUACUAAUCAAAAUGUAAAUACUCAAAUAGAAAAUUAAUGACGGGAUGAGCAAUUUUCAAUUGUACAACCAGCAAUAAGUUCCAAUGCAGAGAAAGGCAGCAGUUUUCAUGUAUCGCUCAAAUAUUUCUAAUGUUUUGGUCACAGUGACAUUGACAUGCUUACAUGCCACAUUCCAGAUUUUGUACAUAAUGAACUGUUUCUGCCGUAACAUGUGGAAAAUAAACUAAUGUUCUUUCACAAUGAA
Dunckerocampus dactyliophorus (ringed pipefish) is the source of this 6297-nucleotide messenger RNA. RefSeq names its product erbb2 interacting protein (gene erbin). Gene Ontology annotation, cellular component: postsynaptic density; postsynaptic membrane; adherens junction. Gene Ontology annotation, molecular function: protein binding. Gene Ontology annotation, biological process: neurotransmitter receptor transport postsynaptic membrane to endosome; neurotransmitter receptor transport, endosome to postsynaptic membrane. The coding region runs from base 649 to 4653 and encodes 1334 amino acids. The record is from RefSeq and is a predicted model, not a curated record. Lineage: Eukaryota; Metazoa; Chordata; Actinopteri; Syngnathiformes; Syngnathidae. The transcript has 26 exons.